Anopheles gambiae (African malaria mosquito) is the source of this 2682-nucleotide messenger RNA. RefSeq lists its product as uncharacterized. The transcript has 2 exons. NCBI's taxonomy places the organism in Eukaryota, Metazoa, Arthropoda, Insecta, Diptera, Culicidae. Bases 1980 to 2558 code for a protein of 192 amino acids. The record is from RefSeq and is a predicted model, not a curated record.
UCUACUGUUCUAUACUUCUAUAGCGGAAAGGGGAAGCCAAAUUCGUAGCGGAAAUUUCAAUAAUUCUUAAAGUGUGUGUGUGUUUUUCAUUUAAACAAAUCAUACGGAAUUAAUGGUUCUCAACGAGAGAGAGAGAGAGAGAAAGAGAAAGAAUAGUAGCCAAAUGUGCGUGGCAACGAUGGAGGGAAUGAUCCGCAAAGCUUUAAGUGAAGGAAACCAUUCAUCAUACAUCAGCCCCAUUCACCCAUCCGUGUAUCGUGCAACUUGCAGCAUGCUAAUCAGGCCAAAACUUUGCGAUCUAAUCGAUGUUUAUGUGGUUUAACUCCCUCUGGCCCUCUGGCGCAGACAGCAGCGAGGCGCAGGGUUGCGUGCUAGCUGUCGGCACUCGCCUCUUAAGAAUAUCCUGCAACUGCUCGCAACUGCUGCAGCAGCAUGGGCAAUAUUGUUGUUAACAUAUACAAAGGAAAUAUGAACAGAAACUGACACAAGUGUAGUGGAAAAUACAAAAACAAAUCCGGAUGCUUUUCCAGUUAAUGAGCGAAUGAGCAAAAGAGAAUUAAAUGCAACGGAGAGGAACGGAUAAAUAGUUUUAAAAGAGCCACAACAACCAUAAAACAAAAACUAACGGAAUGGGGAAAAAUGUACUGGUGUAGAGAAAAAAGUGGGGCGGUCUAGUUAGUGUGCUUUAUAAUAUAUAUAUACAUUAUAUAUAGUAUGCCAAAACAAGAAGGAGAUAAUGGAAGAGAGAAGUUAUGAGGAAAUAGAACAAAAGAGAUGAUAAAAACAAACUACACAAAACACACAAGCUGUUUCGCCGUCAAUAUCUGCAAAAUCUGCAAACGAUUAAAAAUAGAACAGGAAAGAUACAGAGAGAGAUAGUUAGCAGUGGCUGGAUGGGCUUGAACUAUUUCUGGAUUCGUUCAAAAAAUCUAGUUCAACUUCCCAAUCGGUGAUGCAAGGCAAGGAAGAAAAGUUAAAAAGCAUUUAAUUCUGUGCUUGUAAGCAGUGUGUAGCAAGCACACCGUGAUGAUAACAUAGGAAGUGGUGGGACAGUUGUAACGGGGAGCAAAAUGUAUGUAACGGGAAGUGGUGAAGUGGCCCGUAAGGAACGAACCUCUGUGUGUGUGUGUAGGUACGUAUGGAUCGUAUGGAAAGCGAUUCACACUCUAUAUAUAUAUACAUGUAUUCUUCAUUAAACACAAACAAAAGAGAAAAAGCAAACAAAGCAAAACAAAGCUAUAUCCAUAUACCAGGGCAUGGGAGAUGAUGGGAAAACUGGAAAAUGCAUUACAAAAAGACACACACUCACACACAUUUAUAAAUCAGUGCUGGUGGUGAGGGACAGGCUGCAGUACGCUCCCGAUUUAAAAUAAAACGGCCUGAGAUGUGGACAGGUGGUGGUCACACGGCACACACGGCAGCACGACCCAAGGCUUUGGCUAGGUCAGAUAUAAAAACGGAAGAGUAAUAAAACAAACAAACUGAAGAUGAACAUUUAUUGAAAGUGAAACCCGGUGACGAAACAUGCAUUAUUCCACUGCGAUCCGAUCCGAAACGUCCGAAACCACACACAUACAUACAGUUAUCGGAGGAAGUGGACUUAACUGGUUAGUUGGUUGCGUGUAGUUGAUCAUUCGGUGAUAACCUAGCUUCCUUGCUCACAAAAGAGAGACUGAAUGAAUCAUAUACACAGGUGGAAAUGUUACUAAAACAUACACAAACACCGGGCAACACAGCAAUCCACAACCUGAAGCAAUCCACGGUUCCACCGUGGGCUUCCUUGGGCGAUAACCUACGCUACCGAAGGGUGGGUAAGGAACACACGCACACCUUUCGAGGCUGUAGGACUCAAUCAACAGAGACGAUAGAGGUAAGGUUUGUUUAACGACAUUGUUCUACACUUACAAUGAAGUCAGGCACGCGUGUGUAUUGGUUUGCACAACCCCCCCGUUGGGAGAUAAAAACACCCGUAUAUAAACAUGUUUCCAUCAUUCACACUUCGACUAACGAUCGUUAUCGACCGAUACUGCCCUGAGCGAGUGUCUGUGCACUGUGUACUCUUGCCCGUUCGCUGUUCGCAUACGAAGUGCUUCUCCAGGGCCGAAACAAACCGAGAAAAAACAAUGGCAACCACAUGGAUCCCGACCAGCGUGCAUGGACCGUACCCACCCCACAUGGUGCCGGGCGGUGUGGACAGUGACGGUGCGCAGAUCUUCGUCGGCCGGGCACACCAUGCCGGGGAUCUGCUGCCCGCGAAAGUGAUUCCGGACAAGACCGCCGCGUACGUUGCGUACGGUGGCCAGGAGACGCUGGUCGAGCACGUGGAGGUGCUGGUCCACAAGCAGCUGAUCUGGGAUACGGCUUCGGCCGGCCAGGUACCGCUCGGCGCUGUCGUCGGUGGCCACACGUCCGAUGGGGAGAUACUGUACGUUGGCCGCACCUACCACGAGGGAUCGCAAACGAUCGGCAAGGUGCAGUGCUCGCACAACUGCAUCUACAUCCCGUACGGUGGUGCGGAAGUGUCCGUCCCUACCUAUGAGGUGCUGUGCGAGCGAUAAAACACAAGCGGAAGGCGAUGGGUAAACGUUGGGACAGCACAUUUUGGAAUCUACUUUUUAACAGGGCAGUUAAUAAGCUACAACCACGGACUGACUGAAGGCCACUGGUGGUGGUACAAAUGAA